AGUGAAUUUAGCAGACAGUGGAGGCCAGAGGGUCGAUAUGACGCACUUUGAUCUGCUCAAAGUCCUCGGAACUGGAGCUUACGGUAAAGUCUUCCUGGUGCGGAAAAGAACGGGCGCUGACUCUGGCCGUCUCUACGCGAUGAAGGUCUUAAAAAAGGCGUCAAUUGUACAGAAGAAAAAGACAACUGAGCAUACCAAAACAGAGAGACAAGUAUUGGAGGCUGUUAGAGACAAUUACGUAAAUGGCGGAGAACUGUUUACUCAUUUAUAUCAACGCGAUCAUUUUACUGAGGACCAAGUAAGAAUAUACAUUGGCGAAAUCAUUAUAGCUCUCGAACAUCUUCACAAGCUGGGUAUCAUUUACCGCGAUAUAAAACUAGAGAACAUACUGCUGGAUCGCGAAGGCCAUAUUGUGCUCACAGACUUUGGUCUCAGUAAGGAAUUUUUGCCACAUGAGAGAGACAACAAUGCCCGUGCCUAUUCCUUCUGCGGGACCAUCGAGUACAUGGCACCGGAAGUCGUGCAAGGUGGCUCAGCUGGUCACGAUAUUGCAGUCGAUUGGUGGAGCGUCGGAGUUCUAAUGUACGAACUACUAACCGGAGCAUCCCCAUUCACAGUGGACGGUCAGAAGAACAACCAGCAAGAAAUCUCAAACCGAAUCUUAACAACCGAGCCUCCGAUACCAAAGAACCUAAGCCCAGUAGUCCAAAAUUUAAUCGAAAGAUUGUUAGUAAAAAAUCCACGACAGCGUUUGGGUGGUGGACCACGCGACGCUAGGGAGAUAAAAGAUCACCCUUUCUUCAUGGAAGCGCCGCCACCGUUUAAUUGGGAAGCCUUAGAAAAACGCCAAAUCCCGCCGCCGUUUGUGCCUAAAAUAGCUCACGAGCUCGACACCAGUAAUUUCGCGGACGAGUUCACCAGAAUGGUAGCCACCGACAGUCCAGCAGUAGUCCCACCAAACUACGAUAAAUUAUUCCGCGGGUACUCUUACGUCGCCCCUUCAAUAAUCUUCAGCAACAACCUAAUAAGCGACCAAAUCUACCGCGACAAAAUCGCUUGUCAAACCCGACCUUCAGUGUCCAACAUUCUUUCAAUAGAGCUAGAAGAGUCAACAUUCUUCCAAAUAUUCGAGCUGGACCUCCACGAAGAAGCUCUAGGCGACGGAAGUUUCUCAGUUUGCCGCCGUUGCCGUCAUCGGCAAACCAAACAAGAAUUUGCUGUGAAGAUUAUCAGCAGAAGAAUAGACAGCAGUCGCGAAGUUGCUAUUCUCCGUGCUUGUCAAGGUCAUCCCAAUAUUGUCAAGCUUAUAGAUGUCUACCAGGACCGAGCUCAUACUUAUAUUGUGAUGGAGUUGUUGGCUGGUGGUGAGCUACUGAGCUCUGUUAAGACGUACACUGAAGAAGAAGCCAGAAAAAUAAUGAAGCAAUUAUCAUCAGCGGUUCACUUUAUCCACUCUCGUGGCGUAGUUCACCGAGAUUUAAAACCGGAGAACCUCGUUUACUCUCACACUGGGUCUAAUUCUCUGGUUAAAGUUGUAGACUUUGGAUUCGCGAGGUUGAAGCGCUCCUGUGAGCCACUUCACACUCCCUGCUAUACUUAUCAGUACGCAGCUCCGGAAGUUCUUAAGCACCAGGCUUACGACGAGAGCUGCGACAUGUGGAGCCUGGGCGCUGUUCUGUACUCGCUCUUGUCCGGAAAGCCAGCUUGCAAAGCCGGAACUCCGGAUCUUGCUUCUAGGAUAAAAUCUAAAGAGAUUAACUUGGACGAGUGGAAGAACAUCAGCUCCAAUGCUAGCUCGGUGAUUAAAGGACUGCUGAACCCAGACCCGGUUUCUAGAAUCACUGCGAGCAGCCUGGUGAACCACGCUUGGCUGGCGGAGCCAAAGUUAUCCUUGGAGUACCAGAGAGCCUCCACUUCGGGACCAAGUGAUAGAACUGCGGGUUUUAGGCUGAAGGAGGUUGAUGGAGCCAAGCUUGCUCAGAGGAGAAAGCUACACAAGCGCUCGACUUCGAGCUCGGUUUCUUCUUCUUCGAAUGCUUCUUCAAGUCCGUCGAUUCAGCAGCUUAGACCGCCUAGUGCUACUACCAGUGUCACUACCUCCGCGUCUCCGGCUCAGCCAAAUGCUUUUGAUUUUAGUGAGGAAAGGGUUAAUGAGUACUUGAGCUCUUUGUCGUCCUCGUCCUCGGACUCGAGCUCGCCGAAAAUUAUUCUGGAUACCAACAAAGACCGACAACGUGCCUGCGAAUUGAACGAUGCACUGCCUAAGAAUAAAAGACGCAAACGGGAUCAUAAGGUUGAGGUUUGUGAAGGUUCUUCGAAUUCUAGCAAAAGCAGUGGAGUGGUUACGAGAUCUCGGAAGAGAAAACUUGAGCUUGCUACUACUAGCUCUGAUACUUCCUUUGAGUCUUCUAAUGAUUCGAGAGAUAAACACGAGUCUAAUUUACACAGAAAACAAAAAUCAGGGAAACGACCUAAAAGGUAUCCUGAAUAA
Cotesia congregata is the source of this 2491-nucleotide messenger RNA. Lineage: Eukaryota; Metazoa; Arthropoda; Insecta; Hymenoptera; Braconidae. The record is from the annotation of a GenBank genome assembly.